This is a messenger RNA of Oncorhynchus gorbuscha (pink salmon), 1724 nucleotides long. RefSeq names its product C-C chemokine receptor type 1-like. The transcript is spliced from 4 exons. Gene Ontology annotation, molecular function: chemokine receptor activity. Gene Ontology annotation, cellular component: membrane. The record is from RefSeq and is a predicted model, not a curated record. The coding region runs from base 125 to 1327 and encodes 400 amino acids. NCBI's taxonomy places the organism in Eukaryota, Metazoa, Chordata, Actinopteri, Salmoniformes, Salmonidae. Gene Ontology annotation, biological process: immune response; chemotaxis; G protein-coupled receptor signaling pathway.
GAAAAAAACCCUGCAGAUAUAGGUUCCCUUGCUCUUGACCUUGUUAAGAGACACUACAGCCCCCAGAACUAUUGUCACACCAGAGUGUCACACCCAGAGAGACAACUCAACCCAGUUUGACAGGAUGAAUAUCACUGGAUAUCCUGUUCACACCACAGCAGGGGGGAACAUCACAACCAUUCCGUUCAGCUCUGUGAGGGUUGAGAAUGGGAAUUCAUCCAGUUACUCAUAUGAGAACUCAUCCAGUUACGCAUAUGAGAACUCAUCCAGUUAUGCAUAUGGCACACAUUUUGCAAACACAUUUGACGUAACCACAUACGACUAUGGUGACUAUGAUGAUGGCGUUUGCAAGUACAAGCCACACGGAGCCAGCUUCCUGCCAGUGCUGUAUUCUCUCUUCUUCAUUCUGGGGUUUCUGGGGAACGUUCUGGUCCUGUGGGUCAUCCUGCUGGGGGUGAAACUACGCAACAUGACCGACGUGUGUCUCCUGAACCUGGCCUUGGCAGACCUGCUCCUGGUCUGCACCUUGCCUUUCCUGGCACACCACGCCACAGAUCAGUGGGUGUUUGGUGACGUUAUGUGCAAAGUGGUCCUCGGCGCCUACCACAUUGGCUUCUACAGUGGCAUCUUCUUCAUCACCCUGAUGAGUGUGGACAGGUACCUGGCCAUAGUCCAUGCUGUGUACGCCAUGAGAGCUAGAACACGGAAGUACGGGGCCAUCGCUGCCGUCGUGACCUGGCUGGCUGGAUUCCUGGCCUCGUUUCCUGAGGCACUGUUUCUUAAAGUGGAGAAACACAACGAGAAAGAAAAUUGUCGCCCUGUCUAUGAUGACAGGGCUUUGGUCAUUUUUGGUCUUUUCAAAAUGAACACACUUGGUCUGCUAAUCCCCCUCGUCAUCAUGGGGUUCUGCUACACACAGAUAGUGAGAAGGCUGCUCAGUCGCCCAUCCUCCAAAAAGCAGGCCAUCAGACUCAUUCUCAUUGUGGUUGUGGUGUUUUUCUGCUGCUGGACUCCGUACAACAUGACGUCAUUUUUCAAGGCCUUGGAGUUAAGUGAGGUCUACUCAAGCUGUGAGAGUAGCAAAGCCAUCAGACUCACUCUACAGAUCACAGAGGCCAUGGCCUACUCCCAUAGCUGCCUGAAUCCCAUCCUCUAUGUGUUUCUGGGGCAGAAGUUUAGAAGGCAUCUCAUAAGACUGAUUAACAAGGUUCCCUGCAGGCUGUGUCAGUUCAUGAAGAACUACCUGCCCCUGGACUUCAGAGUCUCGAGGACAGGAUCUGUCUACUCACAGACCACCAGCGUGGAUGAGAGGUCUACUGCCGUGUGAACAGCAACUUAACUGCAAAGACAAAUACAUCUAACAUCACAUGUACUGUUCAUUCCAAAACAUAUGUAAAUACCAAAUCCAGUGUCAAAUACAAUCAUCCGAAAAUAAUAGGCUCUGAUUCAGGUGCAUGGCAAAGUCAGGAAAUUGUCACUCAUCUCAGAGUUUCACACCAGAGGGUUGAUUUUUACAGAAAUCAACCCAAUCAAUAGAAAUUCCACAAACCAUUUAAUUUCCCUUUGUAUAGUAUUUUCUCUAGUACAGUAUAUCUAUUUGAAUAUCUUUGGCACAUUUUACAAUGUCAUAAUUUUCUUAUAAAAUGUAUUGUAAAUCUGCUAGCACAUGUCAAUACAGUGAUACUUUUUGAUUCUAUGUAAAUAAAUCUAUUACAGUAACUUAA